CGUCUAUGCUCGCCUUCCCGGCACCCGGAGAGGGAGAAUAAGCGGAAGAGAGGCCGACUUGUGUUGUCAGCCAGUUCCUGCUUUUCUGUGAGGGGGGGGGGAAGCUGUUGAUUUGUUUUUUUUGUUGUUGUUGUUGCCAUGCGUGCGUCCGGGGGGUGAGCGCUGGUGGGUGUGUGUGCGUGCGUGCGUGUAUUCACGCAUGUUUGCGGAUGGCGAUUCGAGCGCGUGCGCGCGCACACACAAGCUGGCUCCCUUAUUCUGCAUGCGCGCGUGUGUGCGCCAGCGGCGAGGCCUUCGUCGCCCUCAUCCUCGGCCUCUGUCGCACUUCUUUUUUCUUUCCGAGGGCGGGCGGUGAAACUUUUGGAUUCGUCCGAGUGUGUCGCGUCUCGGCCCUGGGGAUUGACAGUCACAGCGUCCAAAUCGAUACGGCGCAGGCCUGCCCUCUGGACCACAGUCCAGGUCUACACACUCCUUCGGAACCUGUCGGAAAGCGGCUCGGCGAGACUGUCGGAAGGAUGGCGGGUGGACCGCUGCUGCUAACUUUGAGCAUCACGGCGCUGGCGUGGGGAGUCCAGGGGAAGAAACAAAUAUCAGGCAGCACCACUGUUUACCUGGGUCAGCAUCGAGACGUGUGGAGGCCGAUGAUCCACAUCGCAGUCAACCUCACCAAGAUAAGAGACAUCAAGUCGUCCUUUCAGCUCAGGACGUACGACCCGGAGGGGACCAUCUUCUACGGGGAUACCAAAAACGGCAGGGACUGGUUCAUUUUGUCCCUGAAGGACGGCAUCCCGCUCAUGCAGAUCAGCCGCAGCGGGGUCCUCGUCAACGUGGCGGGCGGGCCCAAGCUCAACGACGGGCGGUGGCACACGCUGGAGCUGAGCAACCGUGGCCAUUUUGUGAUCCUUGAGGUGGACGGCUCCCGAGGGCUGGUCGUGGGCCUGCGGUCUGAUACCAUAGAGGAGGUCCUUUCAGGGUCCCUCAGACUGGCACUUGGCGGGAUCCUGAUUCCGAGGGAGAGGCUGUUUGUUCAGCUUGAGCCGCAGAUGGACGCCUGCGUGCGGGAAGGCAGCUGGCUGAACCUCAGCAUCCCCUGGGAGACGGACGCCGACGAGCUCCGGCCGUGCUAUCAAAACAUCCGACCCGGCAGCUUCUUCGCCGGGAACGGCUUGGCCAUUGUCAACGCUUCAGUUUUGCAGACAGAGCAUGAGCGCGGCGUGACGAUCGAAUUGUGGGGAGAUUUCGCUAAGAUGGACGGGACCAUCUUAAGCAUCAGGACGCCCGGGCAGGCGCUCACAUUCGCUUUAGUCACCGAUAACAACACAAAGCAGGAAGUAACACUCUCUUUUGGCCGUCAUAAACUGAGUCUGAAAGACAACUUCAAGAGGUUGGAGAUGACCUUCGGGACCGAUUCACUGGAAGUGCGACACGGUGGACAUGAGUCAAAGGUCCCGUGGGAUUUCCUCAGCCCGCUUAAGAAAUCCGGGCUUUUGAGCACAUUGAGAGAAAGCCACGUGGCCAUCGGCGGCCUCCUCGGCGAAGACGACGUCGGCUCCCGCUUCUUGAGAGGCUGCCUGGAGAAGGUCCAGAUCCAAGGAAAGGAUGUGGACCUGGAUCAGGCUGCAAAACACUGGUCCAUCUCCUCUCACAGCUGCCCCGUGUGAAUCACGAGCAUCGGGACUUAAUUGUAGAAAUACUAUUUUGUAAUCAAGGCUUUCGAAAGUGACAUAUUCCGGGCUAAAAAAUGACAUAUAGCUGGGCUAAAAAAUGUCAGUUUGGCACUUUAGACCCUGUUUUAAUAUGAAAAAAGUGAAUUAUUGAACAAUUUUCUGUAUUUUGUUCAUUUGUCCUGCCAAUGGACUACGAAUGUAAUUUAGCUGCAUGCUAAUUUUGGCACAUUUGCACAAGCAUUGUACUGAUGUUCAUUACGACGCAUUGUCUCUUUUAGAUGAAUAAAAUUGAAACUGACCAAUUACAAAAGUAAUUCCUAGCCACUGUCUGCCGUGAGAUCAUCAGCUGUGUUAACGAGAAAUGAACCAAUUCCACUGAAUUGGUGCGAAAAUUAUAUAUAUAUAUAUAUAUAUAUAUAUAUAUUUUAUGAGUAAUUAUCCAUCUACGGUAAUGACGUAUAGUGACGGGCGGAAGAAUUACUGUGAAUGUAAAAUUAACCUGUUGGUAAACAGAUUAAAUCAUCAUUAUAUCAACACAAAUACUUUUGGUGAGUUUUAGUACCCUUGGCUCAAUAAAUGCUGUGAAACACAGCGUUUCUGCUCCCUCUAGUGGAUUUCUAAAAAUGAUGUUCAGGUGACGUCAGGCCUUCUGCAGCAAUGAUAGCGUACAUCUUUAAUAAUUCCUUGUAGGGUAAUAUACGAUGAAUUAUUUUGCCUUUUUUUAAAUUAUUAUUAUUCUUGAUGGAUUUCAAAUCAAACUUGCAUCCUCAAGAAAAAUCAUGGAUAUUGAUGAUUAUGGGGUGGGGAAACAUUUAAAUGUAUGUUAUACAUUUAAAUUACAAUAAUUUAUUAACUUCAGAUGAUCAA
Messenger RNA from Phycodurus eques (leafy seadragon), 2534 nucleotides. RefSeq names its product sex hormone-binding globulin (gene shbg). The transcript has 9 exons. Gene Ontology annotation, molecular function: steroid binding. The coding region runs from base 210 to 1661 and encodes 483 amino acids. The record is from RefSeq and is a predicted model, not a curated record. Lineage: Eukaryota; Metazoa; Chordata; Actinopteri; Syngnathiformes; Syngnathidae.